CAGGGAAGUAGGGUUCAAUAAGAUAAAGUUUUAUUGGCCCUUAAGAACCCCCAACAAUAACAAGGAGAGUGUGCUGUUGGUGGUAGUGGUGGCAAGUCGAAUCUAGAAUACCAAUUAAAGGCUGUUUAUAUUUAAAGUUUUGCCCCCCUUUUUGAAAAUGGCAUCAGUGAAACCCAAGACUGUUGUAAAGAGUACAGAUACAGAUGUAAUGGCAGAAGCUCAGCAGAAAAGCCCCCCACAGAAGAGAAAAGCUGAAGAAGACACAAUAAUGGAAACGGAACAGGAUGAUGCAGUGGCUCGGCCAGUUUUCCCUCCAGCCAAAAAGGAGAAAGUGACUCGAGUAGAGAUGAGAAAGAUACCUGUUCCAAACAAUAGGUACACCCCUUUAAAAGCAAACUGGGAAAAGAUAUAUUCUCCCAUUGUUGAACACUUAAAGCUUCAAGUCAGGUUUAACCUGAAGACCAGAAAUGUAGAAAUUAGGACUGGUAAUGAGACUGAUGAUCCAAACAGCAUCCAGAAGGCAGCUGACUUUAUUCAGGCAUUUGUUUAUGGCUUUGAUGUUGACGAUGCUCUAGCUCUCAUACGACUUGACGAUCUCUAUCUUGAGACUUUUGAUAUUAAAGAUGUGAAGCAAACUCUCCAAGGUGACCACCUCUCAAGAGCAAUUGGUAGAGUGGCUGGUAAAGGUGGCAAGACUCGCUUCACCAUAGAAAAUGCUACGCGGACUCGUAUUGUAUUGGCCGAUUCUCGUGUUCAUAUAUUGGGUUCAUACCAGAAUAUUCAGAUUGCUAGAAGGGCAAUUUGUAAUUUGAUUCUUGGGAGUCCUCCGUCAAAAGUCUAUGGCAACCUCAAGGCAUUUGCAGAAAAAGUUAGAGAUAGAUUUUAAUUUUGUUUUUUGAUGUUAAGUGUUCUGUAAUCUUCAGAAUGACUAUUUUAUAGAUCAUCUAUAGAAAAUUAAUUCAUAAAGAUGUACACUUCAGGGUUUAAUUGUAUAUACAGGUGUCCCUCACUUUGUGAUAGACUAGUUCCAGGCUCCUGGCGCAUAAACUGAAAUCACAUAAAGCAAACCCAGUUCGACAUGUAAAACACAAAUGUGUUCUGAGACAUUCAAAUUCUGUAUUUAUCCAGUUAUAUAUUUGGGUAGAAAAAUAAAAGAAAAGGAAUGUGGGGAGGAAAUGGUUGGGCGAAAGUAGGACCUACAUAAGCCUUUGUACGCUAUGUAAUAUGAGCUGAUUAUAGUGCUCCUUUGUUUGUGUUUAAUAAUCGAGUUGUGUAUGAUUAACUGAGAGUAGGACCUGCUGGUCUACCACCGUGGUUCUUUAUUCUUAUGGAAAGCAUUUUGUUUCCAAAUAGUAAGCUUAAUGCAAUGCUCCUUUUUUUUCUUAUUUAGGAAGCAAAUAGUUUAUCAAGAGUUGUGCAAUUAGUGGGAAUGGAUGGGAAGAGUAGGACUUGAAUAUUGCUGGCCAGUAAGCCUUUAUGAUGCUUUCUUUUGUCAGUAUAAGCCAGUUGAGAAAUAAUGAUAUAGUUAAAAAUCAAAUAGUGCUAGGUGUGGAUGAGAACACGAGCAAAUUUAUAUUCCAUGCAGCAAAUUGCUGGUAGAAAUGGGAUCACCUCACGAAAGCAAAUUCACAUAAAGUGAUACUGCAUUAAGCAAGGGAAACCUGUAACAUUUUUUUUAUUGUUUAACAUAUUUUAUUAAUACUGUAUUUUAUUCAUGGAAUAAGAACUCGACCCAUAAAGAACACAUAGUGCCUCUGGAAUGCAUGAAUUACAUUUGAUUGAAGGAGGGAGGAUAACUCCAAUUCCUUGGAUCAUGAGCAUUGAUGCACUAAAUUAAUGAAAAGUCUGACAAAUAUAUAUUUUGGCAUUUAUGAACUUUUGGUUUUCUGACACUUGUAACUAUUUUUUGGUACGUCUUUAUGUAUAUAAUAUACAAAUUUGUUAAUUCUUA
Molecule: messenger RNA, 1951 nt
Organism: Cherax quadricarinatus
Lineage: Eukaryota; Metazoa; Arthropoda; Malacostraca; Decapoda; Parastacidae
Product: lethal (1) G0004
Cellular component (GO): nucleolus
Molecular function (GO): RNA binding
Source: RefSeq, a predicted model, not a curated record